Messenger RNA from Fulvia fulva, 216 nucleotides. RefSeq lists its product as uncharacterized. NCBI's taxonomy places the organism in Eukaryota, Fungi, Ascomycota, Dothideomycetes, Mycosphaerellales, Mycosphaerellaceae. The coding region runs from base 1 to 216 and encodes 71 amino acids. The record is from RefSeq and is a predicted model, not a curated record. The transcript has a single exon.
AUGCUGGGUGGUGGUGGGACAAUACUCAAUUUCUUCGCCGCUGGCAACUUCAUCGACUCAGACUCAUGGCUACAAACGAUCCGGCCACAUCACGACAAGCUGAACACUCUCCUCAGCAGCACACGGCUCAUGAUCGACAAACUGCCAGGACUCGCUGAGCGGUCUGGGCCAGAAUCGCACCAAGGCCGACUGCUGUUCGCCGUCGCUGUCGAUUGA